AUUGAAGGAGGAGGGGAGCGAAGAAAAAUGAGCUUUCUUAAACGAAUCAUGUGCAGAGGGACAGGCUGCCAGUGCUCAGGCAAUCCUCAGCAGUGGCUCUGCUCUCUUCCCUGCUGGCCAUGAUGCAGGAAGAAGCUGGAGUCCUGAAGGAGGGCUUCCUUGUCAAACGGGGGCAUGUUGUUCGUAACUGGAAAGUGAGAUGGUUUGUUCUGCUUCAGGAUAAGCUGCUGUAUUACAAAAUUGAAGGAGGCAAGAAGGAGCCUUCUCCAAAGGGCAGGAUCCUUUUGGAUGGCUGCACUAUUACCUGUCCAUGCCUGGAAUAUGAGAACAGACCGCUACUAAUCAAACUAAAGACAAAAACCAACACAGACUAUUUCCUUGAAUGUUGCUCCAGGGAGGAGCGUGACUCCUGGGCUUUGGACAUCACUGGAGCUAUUCAUGCUGGUCACCCAGUACAGGUACAAGAACUUCACAGAAUGAAGAACUCUUUCAAACUGCUAGAUAAUAUCAGCCUCCAUGACAUAGUGGAGAGAAUGUAUGACAGCAAUACUGGAAUUAAACUGACCCGCAACUUGGAUCAAGGCAACAGAUAUAAAGAGACCUUCACAGGUUCUGCCCUGGUGGACUGGCUCAUUUCCAAUAGCUUUGCUGUGUCACGAUUCGAGGCUGUCACCUUGGCAUCCAUGCUGAUGGAUGAGAACUUCAUCAGGCCUGUGGGAACCCGCAGCACUGAGGCCAUGCGCUUCAGCGACCCCUCCGAAAAAUUCCUUGACGACUCCACCGCACUGUACAUGUUUGCUGAGAACAGUAAGAAAAAUACCAGUUCCAAGGAAGAGGUACAAUUUAACAUCUCUGAAUUAAGUGGCACAAUUGUGAAGCAAGGAUUCUUAGUGAAACAGGGGCACAAGAGGAAAAACUGGAAGGUGAGGAAAUUUGUUUUGAGAGCUGAUCCUGCUUUUUUGCACUACUAUGACCCCACUAAGGAAGAAAACAAGCCAGUUGGUGGAUUCUCCCUCCGAGGUUGUCUUGUCUCAGCUCUAGAGGACAAUGGAGUCCCAGCAGGAGUGAAGGGCAAUGUGCAAGGCAAUCUCUUCAAAAUCAUCACCAAAAAUGACAUUCAUUAUUAUAUCCAGGCCAGCUCCAAGGCUGAGCGAGUGCAGUGGAUUGAAGCAAUCAAACCACUGACAUGAGUAACAUGGACUCCAUGCCAAAUGACGUCACAUUUGUGAACAAGUUUUCUUCUCUCAUUUUCUGGGAGUAUUGUUAUCCCCUUGAUAGUCUAUUUCUGUUAUUUGAAUUACCAUAACACUUAGCAAUUCCUGGUAGACCAGCAUCCUAGGUGUCUUAAAGUCAUAUAGAUCCAGAAUAAUUCUCCACCAAGAAUUUACCAUCUAACAAAGAGACAAAAGACAAUAGGUGGAUACAGACAAAUGGGGCUUUACAAUGAAAUGAUGAGAUACAAUAUUCCAAGACAGAAGAAAAGAAUCUCUUGUACAAGUAUUCAGUUUAUACCUGACAGAUCCACAUUGUGCUUUAUCUUAAAGCAGAAAUAUCUUGCUUAUUUCCCCUUUAUAAAGGGGCUCAUAAAUUAAUUAGUUAAGACUGAAACAUCAAAGUCAUGAAAGGUGCUGAUGUCUGAGGCUGCCUUUCUUGGUAUACCACACGAAUCUUGUGCUAAGCCACAAUCCAGCUGCCAGGAUAAUCAGUACUGCAAAACAAACAAGGGAUCUGUCUGUCCAUCCAUCUGCUUUACUGUUUGGCUCUCUCUUAGACUUGAAAAAACACAAAGCAUCUUCCUCUCCACUACAUAGAUUGCUCUUGUGCUGGUACAAGAUCCUGAGUAUCAAAUCAGACCAGUGGCAGUUCCAGACAAUUGCUGGUGCUGAAUAUAUUGGAAGAAAUCACUCAGCUAUAAAAGCGAGACUUUUCCUUCUAUUAUCAUCAUAAGUUCAUUUAUGUUGGAGAACCAUUUGGACUGAGAAUUACAGUAGCAGAUAUGGCUAUUGCUUUUUCUAUCUUAGGUCAUUAGUUCUUCCAUUAUUUUCUACUAAACUUGUCUUUGAUAUCAUUAAAUAUUAAAAAAACCCCAAACCCCAAAACCAGUGCAUUUGAAUAUCCUGUGCUCUUUAGAGAUAUGAUUUUUCUCAGAGGGCAGUUUGAGUAUAUGAAAAAUAAUGGUUUCAUUCACUGUAAUUUUAGAUUUAUACAUAAACUGAGACACCAGAGGGUAAAAUUGAAUGUAGGAAAUUAUUAAAACACCUGAUAUACUAUUUUCAUAAAAUUCCUAGUUUUAUCUUAGUACCUGUAUCUGACAGCCAAACUCUUCAGAGUCUUCAAAAGCCCUCUGAAGGCAACAUGCUAUAUCUUCCCUGAAGUCACAGAGGAAUUUGAUAGCUCUCUGUCCAGAGUUCCAUCUCUUUGCAGAUUUUUUGUUCUCCAAGUUGUGUACUAAAAAAAAGUCUCAUCACCAAAGGCAGCAUAUGAUAUAUGUUUAUAUAUUUAUUAGAAUAGCCACGUAUGUAGGACUUUCUUCAAAAGCUACAGCAAUGAAA
Molecule: messenger RNA, 2552 nt
Organism: Corapipo altera (White-ruffed manakin)
Lineage: Eukaryota; Metazoa; Chordata; Aves; Passeriformes; Pipridae
Gene: PLEK2
Product: pleckstrin 2
Exons: 9
Coding region: 120-1190 (356 amino acids)
Biological process (GO): intracellular signal transduction; actin cytoskeleton organization
Cellular component (GO): plasma membrane
Source: RefSeq, a predicted model, not a curated record